Molecule: messenger RNA, 2089 nt
Organism: Acanthoscelides obtectus
Lineage: Eukaryota; Metazoa; Arthropoda; Insecta; Coleoptera; Chrysomelidae
Source: the annotation of a GenBank genome assembly
UGUCAGUGACUGUCACUUGUGUUGUGACUGUCACUGCCUUUUAAAAAUCAGGCAGAAGCAUUUCAAAGGUUUUUAAUAAUGUUUUUCUGGUAAAAAAUUCAUUAGUGAGCUGUAUUACGUAGGAAGUGAAGGGUUAGUCCUAAGGAAAAAAGGUGCAUAUUGUACCUUGGAAGGAUUACUAUUCCAGGGAUUGGGAUUUCAAAAUGCCCAAACGAUUAUGCCCCUUCACUGAGAACGAACAUGAUAUGAAAAAACAGCUGAACGGGAACAGCACAGUCAGAGGAAUAAAGUCACAUAUGUCGGAGAAAACCUUGCAACUUCUAUUUCAAGGAGCCUCUAGAAAAUUGGAAAAACCACAAGAUAAUUGCAUAGAUGUGAAAAGCUGUUAUGUCUGUUUAGAAAGCUCGAGCUUUAGAGUAAAAUGCUCAUAUUGUGAUAAACAGAUAUGCAGCUCAUGUAGUAAAAAACAAUGUCCGAGGCUACAGUGAAAAAACUGCAAAAAGGACUCAAAUUAAGUGGAUUCAGCCUAAGAAGAGAAUUUUGUGAGAGGGUAGUAAAUGAAUUCUCCUCAAGUGGUAUUAACUUAGACGACAAUGGUGCCUUUGAAGAUACUAUUAAAAAACUGUGUACUUGUUUGGAAGAUCAGUGUCUGAUAGACCAAAGUAUAGAAAAGCAGCAUAUUGAUCGUGUUAUAGAAGUUUGUCUUCGAUCAGGAUAUGAUCAAAAUGAAACAGUAUUCAAUUUGAUCAAUGCAUUCGAUUUUCCAAAGUUAUACUACAACAUAGAUCGUAAACUAUUUUUCCUUGAUUCAAAACCCUCAAUGCUGCUUUCAGAUUCCGAUUCAAAGGCUCGGUUGUUUUUAGAUCGUUACUAUACCGUUUUGCAACGCACACGACGUAGUUUUCAGCAGAAAUCUUCAGGCCAGGAGUCACUUAAACUACAGACUGUAGAUUACCUCCUCACUUUAUCUUAUGUAACACUAGAUCGAACUUUAGUGUUAGGCUCCUUGAUUCAAGUUUCUGAAGGUAAAUAUUACUUGGAAGACCCUACUGGCAUGGUUGAGCUGGAUUUGGUACAUGCUAAGUAUCAUGGUGGAUUUUUUGUUGAAAAUUGUUUUGUUCUGGUUAAUGGCUUUUAUGAGGAUAAAGUAUUACAUGUCUCAACUGUUGUACUGCCACCAAGUGAAGAUUUUUUAAAUUCUAGACCAUCAUUUCCAAAUUUGAAUUAUUUUGGAGGGUCAUCCAGUGCUUUGCUGAGAGAAUCAGUCAGACUCAAGGAACAUUUACUUGCAAAUGAAAGUAAGAUUAUGUUGUUCUUCUCAGAUGUAUGGCUUGAUCAGCCUCUAGUUUUACAAAAAUUACAAAUUUUAUUUGAAGGCUUGCAAGAUAUGCCCCCCAUAGCCUUUGUUUUCAUGGGAAAUUUCAUGUCAACAACACAUGGUGGCAAUGUAAUGGAUACUCUAAAAAGACAGUUUAAGAAGUUAACAGAUCUGAUAUUAAAAUUUCCUGAGAUUGCAAAUAAUAGCAAUUUUGUGUUUGUACCAGGUUUGUCCGACCCAUGUACUGCACAUAUGGUACCCAGACUAGCUUUACCAAACUACCUCACAGAACAAGUUAAGCAUGUUCUACCAAAGGCAAUUUUUGCAACCAAUCCUUGUAGAAUCCAAUACUGCACUAGAGAAAUAACUGUAUUUCGAGCAGAUCUACUGUCAAAAUUACUCCAAAGUACUUUGUAUAAACCCACAAAAGAUGAAAUUGUAGAUUGUCUAACAAAGACUGUGAUUAGCCAGGGUCAUCUAAGUCCCUUACCGCUGAAUUCACUGACAGUGCAUUGGGACUUUGACUAUACUUUAAGACUGUAUCCAUUGCCUGAUUUGGUAGUGAUAGGUGAUAAAUCCGAAGCAUAUCAAGGGCAUUUCAAAGGUUGUAGAGUAAUAAAUCCAGGGGCAUUCUGUGAAGGAGGAUUUCAAUUUAAGGCUUAUACACCUUCUACAAAUGAGAUUGAUGAUUGUGACUUGGAAAAUGUGUCCGACUGAUUUAUAAUAGAUGUGUAAAUAAAAUUUAAUUAAUAUAAAAUUGUUAAAAAUAAA